ACGGCUCUUCCGGGGGAUCCUUACCACAUGCCAAGGAGCAGCUUCCAAAGUACCAGGUACAGCCACCCUCGUGUGCGGAAUACCCCGUGGGCUGAAGCCAUUUACUGCCAUUUCUCCUCGGGGAUAAUGGCUGCUUGAGGGCCCCGUCCCCGGGAUAGGAGACUGAGUAUCCAGAACCCUUCUCAGUGCUCCGUGAUGGCCUCUAUGGGAAAAGAAUCUAAAAAAGGGGAUAUGUGUAUACGUGUAACUGGUUCACUUUGCCAUACAGCGGAAACUAACAUGACGUUGUACAUCAACUCUACUCCAAUAAAAAUAGAACAAACAAAUAAACAAAAACCCCCCAAAAACGUGCUCUUAGGUGUUUCAGGCCAGUGCUGUGCUCACACUUUGGCUUUAUCUCUCGAUAAAAACUAUAAUGGAGCAGCGGUGAUCCAGUGUAACACACACCGAAUGAAGAGAAAUAAUGCAAAGGAGGUAAACCCUCCUGUUUUGCCUCCUUGGUGGUCAGAACCAGAUUAGUGCACACGUGUUUCCCAGUUUUUUUGUAAGAGCUCUGAGGAUUCUGGGGAUGAACACUGUCACCGUGAGAAAGUAGCACUUGGCAGUAGAAGGGGGAAUGCCUGUGUAGGAGCGGAUGGAAAGGCAACGCCUAACUUGAGCACGAGGUGCGAAGGGCUGAUGUAUUGAGAAAUACUGGCCAGCUGGGCACAAGGGAAGAGGCUUCAUAGAUAUUGAAUAGCAGAAAGGUGCUACCUGAUGGAGGAUAUAUGAGUGUUUAUUUUUAUUUUUGGAGCUAUGAGGCAUUUUGUCUACCGUGUUGCUGGCACAGCAGAGCACGGGGGGUGUAUACCGGCAGCCACAGGUGUACAGAAGGUUGUUCGUUUCUCGGUCGGGAUCGCUGCUGUGCGUCUGCCCUUAUUCCACAGAGCUGCCAGCUCUCAAAGCAGUAUGUGGUUACAACAGCAUAGAGUGAAAUUUUCAGCGAGUUGAGAAUUGCAGUUGGCACGUGGACCUUCUACCCCCAGAAAAAGCAGGUUCAGAAAUGGAGGUGGUGGGUGGAAGUUAUUCAUAAAGAACGUGAAAGCCUGUUAGUUUCUGUCUGCAGGAAGCGAGAAGAGGUUGGUAGGAGGCUCGUUAAAUCAGGCGGAUAGAUGUCUGUUCCUCUUUCCUCCUUCGCAAGCAGGUGUAAGUAGUACACGCGACCCGCCUCUGAUGUCAGCAUGCUUGGGGAGAUGAUGUUCGGCUCGGUCGCCAUGAGCUACAAAGGCUCCACCCUGAAGAUUCACUACAUACGUUCUCCUCCACAGCUGAUGGUUAGUAAAGUCUUCUCCGCCAGAAUGGGCAGCUUCUGUGGGAGUACAAAUAACUUGCAAGACAGCUUCGAGUACAUCAGCCAAGACCCUAACCUGGGGAAGCUGAACACAAGUCAGAAUAACCUGGGUCCCUGUCGCACUGGCAGUCACCUAGGCGUGCUGCAGGGAUGCGGCGGCAAACCGCCACCGGGGGCGGCUGAAGGAGGACCGCUCCGGCUCAGCCGCAGUGCCUCUUUCUUUGCAGGUUGGUGUGGGAUGCCGAGCGCGGUGCGACCCGCACACGUUAGUAAACCCUGGGCAGGUUCUUAGAGACAGAUCUGUUGGGCGCCCCUCUAGAAAUCCAAGGGGCUCCUGAGGUGUUUGGUUCCAAAUGCUGCCGAGCGCCUGGCGUUCUGAGACCUCCGCGCGCCACAGCCCCCGUUGGAGACGCCUCUGCUAACACCCCCGUGGCGUAAGCCAGUUUGGAUCUGAAAUGAGCCCUUCGUGUCUCUAAGAGGACAACAGCUUCCGAUUUUCCUCGGCCUCUUCCGCUGCCGUGAGCUGUUUCUCUUUGCCGUGGCAUCUUUGAUCCAUUUUUCACCUGCACUGUGUCUUCAAAAGUCACUCUAACAAGAGCAUGGAAGA
Molecule: messenger RNA, 1937 nt
Organism: Physeter macrocephalus (sperm whale)
Lineage: Eukaryota; Metazoa; Chordata; Mammalia; Artiodactyla; Physeteridae
Product: folliculin-interacting protein 2-like
Exons: 5
Coding region: 1221-1622 (133 amino acids)
Cellular component (GO): cytoplasm
Molecular function (GO): ATPase inhibitor activity; protein-folding chaperone binding
Source: RefSeq, a predicted model, not a curated record